Messenger RNA from Triplophysa dalaica, 1624 nucleotides. RefSeq names its product mix-type homeobox gene 1 (gene mxtx1). Bases 1 to 966 code for a protein of 321 amino acids. Lineage: Eukaryota; Metazoa; Chordata; Actinopteri; Cypriniformes; Nemacheilidae. The record is from RefSeq and is a predicted model, not a curated record. The transcript is spliced from 3 exons. Gene Ontology annotation, molecular function: DNA binding.
AUGUGGAACGACAAUAGCACUGAUGUUUCUGCAAAAGUAUCCGGAAGUAGUGCUGUGUCAAGGAGCGCCAGCCGGCGGAAAAGGACGAGUUUCUCAAAGGAACACGUUGAGCUUCUGCGAGCCACAUUUGAGACAGACCCUUAUCCUGGAAUCAGCCUCAGAGAGAGUCUCUCUCAAACCACAGGACUGCCAGAGUCUCGUAUACAGGUAUGGUUCCAGAACAGAAGGGCUCGCACGUUAAAAUGCAAGGGUGGCAAGAAACCAUUGUGGCAAUCUGAUUCGCUAUUGCGUGCCUACAGUCCCAUGCAGAAUUCCCCGGUGCAGCUACACUCUUCUGGACGGGAGGGCAACGAUUGUGGCACGAUGUCUAUUUGCACUCCGCCACCUGCAUACCCCAGUCAGAUUAAGGAAGAAAUGGAACGGGAUGGUCUGUAUGUGUCUGAAACAACAUCUUCCAUGUCUGUUGGGGAUGAUUCAGGCUAUUGCACCCCAUCAUAUGGACACCAUCAUGGCAGACCCCUGAAAGCAUACGGCAGUGCCCCUUUUCUCAACCCGGAGCAUCAGAUGCCCCCUACCUGGGCUACAAGGUAUGAGGGGAGAUCACCUAUGAGCUCCAUGUGGAGCCCAUUUCAUUCAGAUGUCUAUGCCUGCAACACCAGCUCCGCUCAGGGCUUUUACUACUCACCUGAAACACACAACAGCCUCCAGCCACUGACCCCCAUCACCCCAGACUCAGGCUGCUGUGAGGGUGGUGUGGAGGGCACUCCCCCAGCUUCCAGCUCUUUUUCCGUUGAAAACCUAGAAGUGUCAGAGAUGGAGAGUCAACAGGAGUGCGGAUUUCAUCAUGGACCUCUGCCCGAGCUGCCAGCCCUGUCUCUACAGGAGAUCCUGGGAGAGUUACAGGGAGAUUGGUGGCAUGGAGAUGGACUGAACAGCCAAUCCGAGGAAAGACGUGUGUACUGCUGAGCUAUCUUGCCAUCUAUUUAAAACUAUUUAUUGAAUGUAUUUAUUUACAGUAGUCAUGCCUAAACCAUUUAUUAUUUAUCUUCUGUGAAAGACCAAAGUGGCUCCAAUAUUUGAUGAUUUUUGCUAUUUAUUUAAUGGUGUUUGUAAUCAUGCAGCUUUGUAUAUAUUAUUUGCAAACAUCCUUAUUGAUCUUUUUACAUAGCUGCACUUGCAUUUCAAUAAAGAUGUUUUACUUACCGUAAUGUUGUCUAUGUUUCGGUGUUCAUUUACCCACAAAAAAGCAUCUCACAAUAAAAAUAAAACAUAAACAAAACACAGUUCAACAUGCAAAAGUAUUGCCCUUGUGUUUGAAUAAAGAAAGGAAACACAAUUAAGUAUACAUUGAACUUUCUUUCUUCUGCAUAACACAAAAGAAGAUAUUUGGAAGAAUGUGGUUAACCGGCACCCACUGACUUGCAUUGGUUUUGUGUCGUAAAAGUGAACGGGUGCCAGUGCUGUUCGAUUAACAACAUUCUUCAAAAUAUCUUCUUUCGUGUUCAGUGGAGGAAAGAAAGUCAUACAGGUUUGGAAUGACAAGAGGGUGAGUGAAUGAUGAGAUUUUCCUUUUGGGUGAACUAUCCCUUUAAUAUGCAAACAUGAAAUUAGUGGAGAAGGAAGA